UGCCCAAUAAACGAGACUUUUCAAUAAUGUACAGCCGGUGGUAAAGAUGUUGAUACUUUAGUGCUGAACGGAUGCCAAUUAGCGGAGAUCUGCGGUGAUCCAGACAGACUUGUGCUUUUGACGAGAUUGAGAUGGAGUGGCGCCAGCAGAGUACUAUCAGCUGUGCAGACGCCUUCAACGAGGCUCAGCGCUGGAUGGAGGAGGUGACUGGAAAAUCAUUCGGUAGCAAAGAUUUCCGUGCAGCUCUGGAGAAUGGAGUCCUGCUUUGCGACCUUAUCAACCAGUUGAAACCUGGCAUUAUCAAAAGACUGAACAGGCUUUCUACUCCCAUUGCAGGGCUGGAUAAUGUGAACGUGUUCCUGAAAGCCUGUGGAAAACUUGGACUGAAUGAGUCACAGCUGUUUCACCCAGGGGACCUACAGGACCUGUCCACUCGUGUAACACUCAGGCGUGAAGAAAGCAGUAGGAGACUGAAAAAUGUUUUGAUCACAAUCUACUGGUUGGGUCGAAAGGCUCAACUAGACCCCUUCUACAGUGGCCCUCAGCUUAACUUCAAAGCCUUUGAAGGGCUUUUGGGGUUAGCCUUGUCUAAGGCUCUAGACGAUGGCAGCAGUGUGUCUGUGAAAGACAGCAGAUACAGAGAGUAUUGUUAUCCAGAGAGAGAGGAGUUACGGCGCAUGAGGCCAGGCUACAGGAGAGAGAACUCUGCGGACAGCAUCGAAUCCCUGGACUGGCGUGCCCGUCGUACCGGCAGUGAAUGUUGUGGGAGUGACGCAGAAGCAGAGCAGGGCUUCAGGAUGGAGGCCACGCAGCCCGCAGCCCAGCAAAACAAAGCCCAUGUCCCACCACCACUCCUACGGAGACGACAAGGGUGGGAAAAGAACGGAAGGGACUGUCCCAGUUCCCUCACCAGAGAAUGUCAAAUCCAGGCCAGACCUGGGAGACCACCUCAGGUCAACCCUGGCUGGAUUUGGAGCAAAUCAAUGAGUGACAUCCCGAUGGUAUAUCCUGUGCAUAAAGUUCCUGAUGGGAAUAUGUUUGAUGCGGGCCAACACAUUGAUGAGGCGAGGGAGUGGAAACAGGAACACCUGCAGAGGAGCACCACCGGAGUCAAGGAGGGCGAAGCUAAAUGGCAGGAUGAUUUGACAAAGUGGAAGAUGCGUCGCAAGAGCACCAACUCUGACCUCCUUAGGAAGUUGCAAGAACGAGAGCAUGCUGUUAAGCAGAUAACCAAUGGGGCUGUAACUGGCCUCAAGGAGAAUGGAACACAUGGUGGGCUGCCACAAAGAGACCCGCAGUCACUAAGCAGCCGAAACCCUGCCCCCACUUCUUCCUCUACCUGCCCUGCAUCAAAAUCAUCUUGCUCUGAUCUCCAACCCCGCACUCGAGCUCUCCUGGCUCGCAGCUAUACCAGUGACGGCCUCUUCAGCCCCACGGCUCCAUAUAAUACCCACAACCCAGCUCACGCUCAGGAACAUCCCAUCGCCACAAUGCCUGGCUCAGAUGUCACAGUCUUGGCAGAAGAGGCUUGGUCUGGCUCAUUAGCCCCAGAUGAAGUUACCACACCUUCUCUGGGCUACCCCUUCAGCUCUCAGACCCAAGCCAAGGUCCAGGGCAGCACAACUUCUCUCCAACCCACAUCUGAAUUGGCCCGGCCUGGAAAUAUUUUGAAAGACCAAAUCACCUCUGGGGUCACAACAGAACUGCCAAAUGACACCAUAACAGCAACUUGUGCCAAUGAUUCAAGAGCAGCUGUCACAAAUGGCCCCAUCUCUGCUAUGGACACUGGUUUUUGUCACAUGGAAGUCUCCCCUAUGGAUCCCAAAGUUCCCAUCUUUCACCAGACAACAGCUGAUGCUCAGAGGUCCCAAGCAGAGGCCCAGCAGAUGUCUGUGGAGGCCUCUGACCAGCAGGCCCCAGGCCUCUACAGGUAUAUCUCCAGAACUGGGUCAUGGUCAGGCUCAGCCAGCCUUCCCCGAGGUUACCGGAGGUCUGAAGGUUCAUCCCGUCUCUCUGCUGUCGUCACAGCCAGACCCUAUGGGACCAAGCCAUCCAGAGUGUCCUCACUACCCAGACUGUGCAAUGAGGAUAACAAUGCAAGCUCUCUGUUGAAUAGUGAGCAAGAUGGAUCUCUGCAGCUGAUCAGACCCACCCUCACCAGACAGGCUGCGACCUCCCAGAUUAUGGGUCAAGGCCAGGCUUCAGUCACACAGAACAGUGGUAACCAGGAAGCAAAGCAAAAUGGUGAAGAACGGAGGGACGAAGGGAAACAUGCAAGUUCAUUCAGCCGUUUUUCCUGCCAGACAAGUAGCUAUCGUUACCAACCAUACGCUCAAACCCAGCCAGUAGCCCUGCUCACCAAGGGACAGUCCCACCACAGCAAAACCCCAACUCUGUCAUCUAAUUUAGCCAUUGCUCCCCCAGAGGUGCAUCACAGUGACAUGAGAGUGAGCCUUAGUCUUAAACCCAACAGCAGACCGGACUUUGGCUUCGAGACACAUUGGGACUCUACUGGAGCAAGGGUCAAAUUUGUUGAAAUCGGCAGUCCAGCAGAACUUUGCCAGUUGUGUGUGGGUGAUGAGAUCGUUGCUGUUGAUGGAAUCGCGGUGGCACAUAUGAAGUACGACCAGUGGAGGAACACCAUGACAUCUGCCCUGCAAAAUGGCAAUCUUAACAUGGACAUUCGGCGCUAUGGCAACAAGGACUGGAGCACCAGUGGUGGGAGUCAUCACAACCAGCCAUGUCAGAGCAGGAAGACCCUCAAUCUGACUGCUACAGCACCCAUACUAAUAGGUCACCCUGGCAAUGCUGCCUCUGCAGAAACCACAGUCGUGGAAUCGUCCAAAAUCAACGGACAGCCAGUCAAUGGUAUAGAUUGCAGAGGCAUGGCUGGAGAGUUUUCUGACAACUCCAGGAGUAAAGGUGGCUCAGAAUCUGCAAUAUCUGAUCUCCAGGUGCCAUCACUUAAUGCCUCCUCAUCCGGCUGGUCUUGGGACCAUGAAGAGGAGCGCAGGCGCCAGGAGAAGUGGCAGGAGGAACAGGAGCGUCUCCUACAGGAGCAGUACCAGCGGGAUCAGGAGAGGCUGGAGGCAGAGUGGCGGAAGGCGCAACAAGAUGCAACUGGAGAAUACAGAAAACCAGAGCUGAACGCCUGUGAGAUAACCAAAGGUCUUGAAAGCUCUGUCAGGACCAAUCUCCCUGUGAAUGGAAUUGGAAAAAAAGAUGAUGGGUGGAGUCCUGAGAGGGAAGAUGUGAAAAGGACAGGGUCAAAGCCACAGAGAAAUGGGCAAGCAGUGCAGAAUGACACGAUUACAGAACAAGACUGGGCUGCAGGCUCCUGUGGCUUUGCCCAGUUGUCUCCUGCACACAGGGCAAAGUCCAAGUCAACUCCAGCACUGGCCAGCCUACACAAACAGACAAGAGGGGACCAGAAGAAGAAGGGGCAGUGCAUAUCUAAGGCAGAGCAAGAGAGGCAGCAGAUUUUGGAGGAGAUGAAGAAGAGAACUCAGCUUCUGACUGACAACAGCUGGAUACGCCAGCGAAGCUCCAGCAUCCAUAAGGAACCAGUCUAUACUGGAGUUCCCCUGAAGAGGUAUGAGUCUCUGGACAACCUCCACACUUCUGCAGUCUCGAGCACCAUGGCAAGUCCCCACUACUCCCGACCACACUCUGCUGCCGGUUUCUCUCUGCCAAGUAGGACCUGCUCUCCCCGCUACAGUGUUGGGCCGGGGUUAUCCCAGAGACAGCAACCUUGGUCCAUCGAUUCCUCCAGUGGCUUCAUCCCUGGAGAUGAGCCAGCCAACCAGUCCCUUCCUGGGUCUCAGCAAUAUGGCAGGUUUGUCAGUGGCAAGAAGACAUGCUGUGUGUGUGAGCAUGUCCUGGGUAGGGGGGCAGCCAUGGUCAUUGAGGCCCUUGGCCUCUGCUGCCACCUCGCCUGUUUCCAGUGUGUGGAGUGCUGCAGACCUCUCGGAGGAACAGAGACAGGAGUCCAGGUUCGAAUCCGAAACAAGAAGCCCUACUGUGAGCCCUGCUAUUUCCACUUCAAGUACAUGUCUGCCCCCUCCAUGUGACCAGAAUGUGGCGCAUCAGCUUGCGGCAUAAGCAGCUGCCUCAACACACAUUGCUGGAUAAAGCUCUAAAGAAAACGUGCUGAUGACACAUGAUCCACUCAACUGGGCCAUGACUCUCAUCACCUAACCUGUGGUAAAAAACAUAACUCUGAUGUCAUGUACGGUCAUAGAGUUGUCCUAGUCGAUCUAUAAGCAGUGUACACUCCAAAUGGCUGUUUUUUAAUCAGAUUUAGUACUUAAUUUGUCUGUCCUUUUUGCUCAUUUAUAUCCAAGUAAAUUCACUAAAAUUUAAUAUAUAAAACUGAUGGUAAUUAUUAGUCUUUGAUAAAUGCUUUUUAUGUAGACAUUAGUGUUGCCAUUCAUUCAGUUACCUGUGUUAUCUUUGAUUGCUUUAGCGAUAUGUAAUUUUUUUGAGAUUCCUUUAAUGUAACCUUAAUAGGGGAGACUGUAUGGAUGGAGGCACAUGGUGACUUUUACUGAAGCACUUUCCUUUCUGUUGCACACUCACCAAGUGUGCUUUUGGGGAAAUCAGUGGUACAGUGGUACUUACAUGUCUCACAUGAUAAUGGGUGGUAUCUUAACUGAAACGUUGUUUGCAAAUAAAAAGCACUGAACUUAUA
Molecule: messenger RNA, 4690 nt
Organism: Myripristis murdjan (pinecone soldierfish)
Lineage: Eukaryota; Metazoa; Chordata; Actinopteri; Holocentriformes; Holocentridae
Gene: lmo7b
Product: LIM domain 7b
Exons: 30
Coding region: 132-4070 (1312 amino acids)
Biological process (GO): regulation of cell adhesion; regulation of signaling
Molecular function (GO): protein binding
Source: RefSeq, a predicted model, not a curated record